AUGGCGCAGAAAGGAGAUCAACUUGACCAAGAAACAAUCAGCUGUUCCAUCUGUCUGGAUCUACUGAAGGAUCCGGUGACUAUUCCCUGUGGACACAGCUACUGCAUGAGCUGUAUUAAAAACUUCUGGGAUGGAGAGGAUCAGAAGAAGAUCUACAGCUGCCCUCAGUGCAGACGGACCUUCACACCGAGGCCUGUCCUGAUGAAAAACACCAUGUUAGCAGCUUUAGUGGAGCAGCUGAAGAAGACUGGACUCCAAGCUGCUCCUGCUGAUCACUGCUAUGCUGGACCUGAAGAUGUGGCCUGUGAUGUCUGCACUGGGAGGAAGCUGAAAGCUUUCAAGUCCUGUCUGGUGUGUCUGGCAUCUUACUGUAAGAAUCACCUCCAGCCUCAUUAUGAUUCAGCUCCAUUAAAGAAACACAAGCUGGUCGAGCCCUCCAAGAAGCUCCAGGAGAACAUCUGCUCUCGUCACGAUAAAUUGAUAGAGAUUUUCUGUCGCACUGAUCAGCAGAGUAUCUGUUAUCUCUGCUCUAUGGAUGAUCAUAAAGGCCACAACACAGUCUCAGCUGCAGCAGAAAGGACUGAGAGGCAGAGAGAGCUCGAGGUGAGUCGACUAAACAUCCAGCAGAGAAUCCAGGACAGAGAGAAAGAUGUGAAGCUGCUUCAACAGGAAGUGGAGGACAUGAGUCGCUCUGCUGAUAAAGCAGUGGAGGACAGUGAGAAGAUCUUCACUCAGCUGAUCUGUCUCCUCCAGAAAAGAAGCUCUGAUGUGAAGCAGCAGAUCAGAUCCCAGCAGGAAAAUGAAGUGAGUCGAGUCAAAGAGCUUCAGGAGAAGCUGCAGCAGGAGAUCACUGAGCUGAAGAGGAAAGACGCUGAACUGAAGAAGCUCUCACACACAGAGGAUCACAACCAGUUUCUACACAACUACCCCUCAGUGUCACAACUCAGUGAACCUACAAACUCAUCCAGCAUCAAUAUCCGUCCUCUAAGACACUUUGAGGAUGUGACAGCAGCUGUGUCAGAGCUCAGAGAUAAACUACAGGACAUCCUGAGGGACAAAUGGACAAACAUCUCACUGACAGGGACCGAAGUGAAGGUUUCACUGUCAGAACCAGAGCCCAAGACCAGAGCUGACUUCUUAAAAUAUUCAUGUGAAAUCACUCUGGAUCCAAACACAGCAAACGCACGACUGUUAUUAUCUGAGGGGAACAGAAAAGUAGAAGCAGUGAGACAUCAACAGUCUUAUUCUAGUCACCCAGACAGAUUCACUGGAAAGUGGCAGGUCCUGAGUAGAGAGAGUCUGACUGGACAUUGUUACUGGGAGGUGGUGUGGAGAGGGACAGGAGUUCAUGUAGCAGUCGCAUACAAGAACAUCAGCAGAGUAGAUUUGGCAGACAAAUCUGAAUUUGGAGGUCCCCUUUCCUCCAGAGUUGGAGUGUACCUGGAUCACAGAGCAGGUAUUCUGUCCUUCUACAGCGUCUCUGAAACCAUGACUCUCCUCCACAGAUUCCAGACCACAUUCACUCAGCCUCUCCAUGCUGGACUUCGGCUUUGUAAUUAUGGAGACACAGCUGAGUUAUGUAAACUCAAAUAGAGUUUUACACAACUCUAUCUGAAAGUAGCUCUUUAUUUAAGGAAUAGUUAAAUAUUCUGAACUCUGGGACCAAAUGACAUGUUUUCAGUCAUGAUCGCUAUCAGUAGAAAC
Scomber japonicus (chub mackerel) is the source of this 1704-nucleotide messenger RNA. Its product is annotated as tripartite motif-containing protein 16-like. The record is from RefSeq and is a predicted model, not a curated record. NCBI's taxonomy places the organism in Eukaryota, Metazoa, Chordata, Actinopteri, Scombriformes, Scombridae. Gene Ontology annotation, molecular function: zinc ion binding. The transcript is spliced from 2 exons. Bases 1 to 1593 code for a protein of 530 amino acids.